AUCACCCAAACCUUCUCAUCUAAGCCCACAAACGAAAACCCUAACAUAAUCUUCUCUUUCCUUUUUCUGUGAGCCUGUGAAGUGUGAAGACGAUGGCGGUGGAGGCGGCGACGCAACCCAGCAAGCUACGGUGGGGAGAGCUCGAGGAGGACGAUGGAGAGGAUUUGGAUUUUCUUCUGCCGCCGAAGCAGGUGAUUGGGCCCGACGAGAACGGGAUAAAGAAGGUAAUUGAGUAUAAGUUCAACGACGAGAACAACAAGGUUAAGAUCACUACCACCACGCGCAUCCGCAAACUGGCUAAUGCUCGCCUCAGCAAACGCGCCGUUGAGCGCCGCUCAUGGCCCAAGUUUGGGGACGCUGUGCACGAGGACGUCGGCAGCCGCCUCACCAUGGUCUCCACCGAAGAGAUCCUCCUCGAACGCCCACGCGCCCCUGGCACCAAACAAGAGGAAGCUAAGGUUGCUGGGGAUCCUUUGGCUCAAAUAGGCAAAGGAGGAGCUGUACUUAUGGUAUGCAGAACCUGUGGGAAGAAGGGUGACCACUGGACCUCAAGGUGCCCUUACAAGGAUCUUGCUCAACCAAGCGAAACCUUCAUUGAUAAGCCAGCAACAGAAACCAAUGCGGCAGCAGGUGCUACAAAGGGAGCUUAUGUUCCUCCUAGCAUGAGAGGAGGUAACACUGAGAGGACUGGUACAGACAUGAGACGCAGGAAUGAAGAGAACUCUGUCAGGGUCACCAACCUUUCAGAAGACACGAGAGAGCCCGACUUGCUUGAGCUAUUCCGUCCUUUUGGAGCUGUCAGCCGAGUUUAUGUUGCGAUUGAUCAGAAAACUGGAACCAGCAGAGGUUUUGGUUUUGUCAACUUCGUAAACAGAGAAGAUGCUGAGAGAGCUAUCAACAAACUUAAUGGCUAUGGUUAUGACAAUCUCAUCCUUAGAGUUGAAUGGGCUGCUCCAAGGUCUAACUAGUUCCUUGACUAAGUGCUCGAAGGUUUGGUUCUCCUGGCAAACUCGUCGAAGUUGUCGUACUUAUCGAACAAAUUACUUUGCUGUCGGUAGGUAUGCCUAUUGGGCAUCUUCUCAUGGUUUUGUUUAAUUACGUUGGAUGUGAAUCAGCAUAAAGUGUUUUUGUCAUACUAUUAUCUGAAUUGGUUGUGGAGGGGAUUUUUCUCCUCUUACGGCUAUAGAAUUUGGACUUGGUAGUUAUAUGACAUAUGAGUUCAUUUAUAAGUAUUUUCUUUUUGUAUGUCUGUAUUUUUUA
Messenger RNA from Sesamum indicum (sesame), 1260 nucleotides. RefSeq lists its product as uncharacterized. Gene Ontology annotation, cellular component: cytoplasm; eukaryotic translation initiation factor 3 complex. NCBI's taxonomy places the organism in Eukaryota, Viridiplantae, Streptophyta, Magnoliopsida, Lamiales, Pedaliaceae. Gene Ontology annotation, molecular function: translation initiation factor activity; RNA binding. The record is from RefSeq and is a predicted model, not a curated record.